GGUGGUGUGGAGGACGCGCAUUUAAUUGUCCGUCGAGAACUCGGAGGGCACUAUAUAAGGGGCACACGAACGUGCAAUCUCUACUCAUCCUCAACACUCUCUGCUUAUUCAGCCGCUGCCGUCCCAUCACCACCACGACCACUAGAACGACGAUGUCCAGCAUGGAGCUUCUCUGCCCCCCGGGAACCAUCGGCUGCGCUACCGACGACGCCGCCGUCGGCUGUGGCAGCUGCUCGGGCCACCGUGCCGGCUCCUGCGGCUCCGCUUACGGCCACGGCGGCUACGGCGGCUACGGCGGCCACGGCGGCUACGGCGGCCACGGCUCAUUCUCGGCCUGCGGGUACCCCGCGAGCAACAAGGGUUGCGGCCACGUGGCCCGCGCGCCACGCGUCUAUGGCGUCACGCAUCACGUGGGGCGCUCUGGCCACGGCGCUCCCACCGCGUACGGCUGGGGCAACUGCGGCCACUCCGGCUGGGGCCACGGGGGUAGCGGCUUGGCCUGGGGCCACGGGGGCAGCGGCUUGGCCUGGGGCCACGGGGGCUGCGGCAAGGGCUCGCGUUUCGGCCACGGGGGCGGUUUCGGGGCCGUGUGCGGUCUGAACGCGGUGAGCGCCGUGCCCUCGCGAAGCUACUACAGCGUCGCGCCGCUGGGCAGGUGCCCGCGAGUGUGCGGCGGCGUGCGCCACUACGGCCACCAGGGUACCGGCGGCGGAUUUCACGGCUACGGCGGCGGCUACGGGGGGCUCGGGUUCUUGGGAUGCGGCAGCUUCGCCGGGUACGGGAGGCAGUGCGGCUACGGGGCCAAAUAUUUCUAAAGUGGCGGCGGCGGCUGAGGCUGCGGCUGUUGCUGCUGCUGCUGCUGCUGCAGCAUUAUCGGUAGCAGCAGCAGCAUCAGCAGCAGCAGCAAUAUUAUUAUUGUCAGCACGGUGAGCAAUAGGCAACAUUUCAGAAGCAUCUCCAAGAUCAGAAUCACAUAGCGGUGUCAGUACUAAGCAACUCCCUUUCCCUGGCGACAGACUUCAGCGCUACAUUACUAUACACUUAUACACCUUAGACUACUAUACAACACUACA
Messenger RNA from Petromyzon marinus (sea lamprey), 1073 nucleotides. RefSeq lists its product as uncharacterized. The record is from RefSeq and is a predicted model, not a curated record. Lineage: Eukaryota; Metazoa; Chordata; Hyperoartia; Petromyzontiformes; Petromyzontidae.